UCUGACCAAGAUAGAGUUCCCUGUUAGUGGAGCACACUGGCACAAACGGUCCAGAGAGCAGCAGCAGCAUGAAGGACGGGAUCUUCCUCAGGGUCCUGUGUCUCUCAGGGUGGCUCACCUUCGCCACGCGCCUGCCCCGUCAGUACCACUAUGUGGCUCAGCCGAUGACUUGGACUGGAGCUCGGAGCCACUGCAGAGGGUCGUUCUUAGACAUAGCCACUAUCGGAAGUCUUGAAGAAAUGAACCACCUUAUCAAAACAGUUUCAAAUGCUGGCAAAAGCUCUGAGGUUUGGAUUGGCCUGUUCGAUGAGAUUAAAUGGAGGUGGUCAGAUGGGUACACGGGGAGUGGAGCGGACUAUCGGAAGUGGGAACUCUCUUACAACGAGCCAAACUUUUAUGAAGCCGGGGAGUUCUGUGUGACCAUAGACAAUGACAGAGGAUGGUAUGAUGAUGAUUGCACGCGACAAUAUCCAUUCAUGUGCUACAACGGGUCGAUGCUGGAUCCUCACUUUGAUUAUGUAAAUGAAUAUAUGAACUGGUCCGAUGCUCAGAACUACUGCAGGGAGCACUUCACAGAUCUGGCCACUGUGAGGAACGACACUGAAAACCUCAAGAUACAGAACCUUCUGCCAGGAAACAAAGCAACAUGGAUCGGUUUGUUCAGAGAUCCUCACUUUUACUGGUCCGACGGGAGUGUCUUCUCAUUCAGCUACUGGUACACUGAUUACAACUACCUCGGCUCGCGGACUCUGGUAUGUGGUGUUGCAGAUUUGGAGAAGUCAGGAAGAUGGAGGUUAAGGCCCUGUACAAGAAAACUACCAUUUGUCUGCUACAGUAUCCCUGGCCGGAUCAAACUGUCCAGUGAGCAACGGGGUGGCCUGGAGGCCAGAGGCUCCGCCCCCCUGUUUGAAAUAAACAGGGGGGCAGUGAAUAGGCAGAUGGUGAAGCUGAGGAUGAAGAUGGACUCCUCCGUGACCCCGAGUGACCCUGCUGUGAGAGCAGACAUCCUGAAAAAGCUCCAGGACAGAGUGGAGGAGGAAGGACUGAGCGGAGUCGUCCUGAAGUGGAGCGAGCAGCCCGACGGAAACAUCUUCCACGAGGAGGAAGAGCCUCCCGAGAAAAGGGGGAAAGAAAGAGAACUUUAGGUUUCAUGUCUGCUGAAACAUGAACGCACCAUCAUCACUGUACAGAGUUUGAUCAUAACCCUGAAGGCUUCCUGUUUGACCCUCAUCCUGAUUACUGUAUGUUGUGUCAUCAUAGUUAUGAAUUUUCACCAGCCAACAUGGCUAGUCGACUUUUUUAAAUUAUAAAAAAGCCACUAGCCCAAUUUUUUCCAUGGAAUAAACCAGAUUACUUGAUGCCACUGAAGACAUUUAAUCAUCCAUGUUUCUUUAAAAAGAUGUAUUAGCGUUGAUGGCAGAUAUACAUUAAAAUGGUAAAAAUAUAUAUAUUGUAAUAUUCGUUUCUUGGUCAAAUACGAGCAGCUCACGACCUUUUCCUCUAACAUCCUCAUCGUCCUCCAGC
Scophthalmus maximus (turbot) is the source of this 1524-nucleotide messenger RNA. RefSeq names its product secretory phospholipase A2 receptor-like. Bases 69 to 1145 code for a protein of 358 amino acids. The transcript is spliced from 5 exons. The record is from RefSeq and is a predicted model, not a curated record. Lineage: Eukaryota; Metazoa; Chordata; Actinopteri; Pleuronectiformes; Scophthalmidae.